Molecule: messenger RNA, 573 nt
Organism: Puccinia triticina
Lineage: Eukaryota; Fungi; Basidiomycota; Pucciniomycetes; Pucciniales; Pucciniaceae
Exons: 6
Coding region: 1-573 (190 amino acids)
Source: RefSeq, a predicted model, not a curated record
AUGCCGACUCGCGACACAUUUAAAUCAGAAUUGGCCUUCUCCAAGCGGCAAAAUCAUACAAAUCACUUUCAUUUCUCCUGCAUAUCCAUUAUUUGUAGAUCCUCGCUCCCAAAGGCCUUUCGCUCUCUUUCCAAACCUUCAGUUGCAAAGAUAUAUCGACACGCUUGCGGCGAAAUCACUAAAUUAACACUUGUUCACAUUUCUGCAAGCCUCCGUUACAUGAUGGUGUCUCCGGCUGUCUUGGUCGCAACUUGGCUUGGCUGUGUCGCACUGCGAGCUGCGAAGCUCAUCCCACAGGCGCAAAUUUGCAACACAUACUCGAAUGCAAACACGAAUCAUGCCACUUGUGGAAAGUCAGUUUGUUCCUACGGCUGCUCGUGGCCUUUCGUCACCGCGGAGAACUGUGUCCCGGCGGGAUCAACUAGAACGGGCAACACUACCUCACAAACUUGUCACCUCGGGUAUUGGAAAGAAAGCAAUGAAAUUUCAUCCUGUAUCACGAAAUUUGGCUCAUACAAAUGUGACACUAAACCCACGGGCUUUGGUGCUUGCACAGGGUGCCGGGACCCUUGA